UCCACGUUUUAAGUGGAAAACGAAGUUCUUGGCAACGUUUCUGGGAAAUUUCUAUUGGAAUAUCGAUGUUGGUCUAGACAGGGCAAGUCGAUCUCCCGACGAUUUGGCCCGCAAAGCUUAAAAAAGGGUUUAAUCGUCCAAAGUCUCUUUUAUCAGCCGAUGUUGGCAAGGCCAUGUUUUUCUCUGGUUGGCCAAUAAUCGCUUGAGAGGUGCUAUAUACACAACCGGGGCCUCGUUAACUGGCUUGUUGUGUUUUGUGUACCCAAGGACAGAAUAAUUGAAGAGGAUUAGCAGAACGGAACAAAAGCGUCACAAACUAGGCGUAGAAACUUGGAAUGGACAAGUCCUGUUCUGGAAAUAUGGAAGGCCAUUCGGGAAGAUAACGGCAAAGUAGUCUGGAACUCUGUUCUCACUAUCGUCUAUAUGUGGACUACAUAUAUGUACUUGUUUACCAGCGCGGCAAUUUAACACGCCAUGGUACCUCCGUACUCUUCCAGGGAAUUUACUUUCACACCAUUGGGUUCUCAUUUUGCCUAAGUCUUUUCUGGUCCAUGUACUACGGUCCGUUCUUCAGAAUUUCCUAGAGGACAGAAGAACUUGCCCAAACACCCCCCCCCCCCCCCCCGUCUCCCCCCGAUGUUUUCUGUCUCCGGCCUAUUCACUGCUGCCAAAUGGAAGUUUGACGAGUCACAUCGCCCGGAAACCCCGGACAAUCCCGGAGACCAUGCACUAAGAACAGUGCGGAAUUCACCCACCGGAACGAUUAGUCCAGGGAGGAUGACAACAUGCUGCUGCUCUCCAGAUUUACGGUCGUCAAAAUCGAAGAACAAGAAAAAGCAGAAGGAUACGUCACGACUGCACUCACCAGAGGGCGCUUCCGUCUCAGAUAUAGAGAGUUUCAACAGCGACAUGUCGACCAAAAACGGCUUCACGGACAAAGAGACGUUAGAACUGAGCCAAGCGUUCAGCCACUUUGACAAGAACCACGAUGGCAAAAUCUCCAGCGACGAGUUGGCAAGCGUUAUCAAAAUACUGCGAUUUAACAUCUCUGAAUCAGAAGUGGAAGAAAUGAUCAGAAUAGUGGAUAAAAACGAAAAUGGCUUUGUUGACUACGACGAAUAUUUAAGCCUGAUGCGAAGGUUUUCCAAAAACACACCCAACCGAGACGUGGACGAAAAGACGCUGGAAGCGUUCCGGGUGUUCGAUCUGGAUGGGAACGGAUUCAUCGAUCGACAAGAGCUACAAUGUGUCAUGAAGACUCUGGGCGAAAACCUCUCUGAAGAUGACGUCAAAGAGAUGUUCUCAGAGGCCGAUUUAAACGGCGACGGCAAAAUAGACUAUAAAGAGUUUUCUCGAUUAAUCUCCCACUUGUCAUAAAACAACUCGAGCCUUCUAGACGAAAGAAAAUAACCCUUGACCUUUAGAGAGAACAGCACAGAAUGCUCUUGUUAUUGAUGUUGGAGAUCACCCGAAGGUUGUAAACGUUUUUUUUCCGGGGAGAGAUAUCGGGGGGACUUCGGCAACAAAGGGAGAUAAUCGUGGAGAGGUGAGACAACCUGUGAUUGCUCACGGAUGUCGUGUGUCAUCGUUGUGAGAUAGGAACGUCUUUUUUCUAUGUGAUAAACAGUUUCUACGUUACAACCUGGCUCCUGCACCAAUGGUAUAACUGUGAUCCAAUCUCUAUUUGGACGGAUGGGACUCUCUAUUAGCGACCGGAUGUGAUGCUGUUCUGCAUUAUUUUCUGUAAUGCGGAGGGACUUAGAGGGAGUUCUCCGGCCCUCCCUUGGGCAGAUCUCUCCAUUCAGUAUUACAUAUUCCUACGCCUGAGCGAAAGCGGUAGCAGAACUCACCAUUCCCGCCAUGCACAUGUUCUGAAGCUGGGGACUUAGACAGAUCACGGUACGGCUGGUUUCUCGUGAGAUGUUGAAGGAUGAAUGCUCCCGCGCUGAGGAUGCCGGUUAUACAUAUAUAUCGGUCACUCCUGAAUGACAUUAUGAGAGGAUCUCGUCAGACCGGCGUGAUUCUCGUGGACACAUUCCUUAGGUCGCUGUGACUGAUGUCAAACGACGGCAGAGAAAAAUUAAAAAAAAAAACUGUGUCUUUCAAUUCAAUUCAACUUGAUCUAAGGCGUAUGUCAGGUUACCAAUUAUUCGCACAUUGUUCUAUGUUUUCUGCAGACAGCGUAAUGAGGUUGCAAAGGGCUAAAAUCAGUCAGCCACAUGUUUUACACUACUGUCAUUAUCGAAUUACUAACAGCACUGGAGAUUGGAAACAUGCUCCCUAAAAUCUUAAGAAUUUCUUUAUAAUAUUAUAAUAAAGCGAUCAAUAGUCCUUCUGCACUCCAUUAAAAUGUCCAUAAAUAUGCAGAAAUUUUUUUUUCUUAACUUAGUUUCACUAAUCUUUUUUAUCUUUCUUUAUGGAAUUUAAUACUAAUUUCUUGUUUGCAAAUACCCUGGCAGCCAAUUUUCUUUACACAACAAAAUUUUCUCACUUUUUCCAGUGAAAUUUCUCAUUGUCAUAGCAUUGUGCUUAUAUCGAAUCUGACCAUUAUGGUUUAUUUGAUUUUGUAUUUGUGUUUUCCUUGUAAAUGUGAUAUUUGUUAGAGAAUUGCACGAAAGCAGGAAAUAGGCACGACGCAGCACAUGUCAGUAGUGUACAACUUCGAUAUUUGUCGUUACCAUGACAACCAAAAUUUCCGGACUGACUUCAGUUAGAUUGAUGAUACUUUGAAUUUAUUAAAACAUUUACAAAAACAUGUUUAAAAAAUAUAGAAAAUCAAAGCAAUGUGAAUUUAAGCAAAAACUUUGUCGCUACGCAUGCGCCUUAAUCACGCUUAUCAAAAUAAUGUUCGUUUGUGUCAGUGUGUUUGUUGACAUUUUUAUUGUUCGUUGAAGAUCAAGUAAUUUUUGUAUUAUGAGAAAUUUUUUCUAUGCCACACUCAUCUUUUUGUACACGUUGGACACUGUUAAAAAGGAUAAAAAAAAGGUUCGAGCAAAGCCUUUAUGCACUUUUCUGACUACAUUUGUUAGUAUAUGUACACUGUAAGAAUUGAAAUAUAGUUAAUGGUUU
Liolophura sinensis is the source of this 3069-nucleotide messenger RNA. Its product is annotated as neo-calmodulin-like. Gene Ontology annotation, cellular component: myosin II complex. Lineage: Eukaryota; Metazoa; Mollusca; Polyplacophora; Chitonida; Chitonidae. The record is from RefSeq and is a predicted model, not a curated record. Gene Ontology annotation, molecular function: calcium ion binding. Bases 637 to 1377 code for a protein of 246 amino acids. The transcript has 5 exons.